This is a messenger RNA of Castor canadensis (American beaver), 1244 nucleotides long. The record is from RefSeq and is a predicted model, not a curated record. NCBI's taxonomy places the organism in Eukaryota, Metazoa, Chordata, Mammalia, Rodentia, Castoridae.
AUGAUGCUUAUCCCCCACCACUUCCACAUUGAGCGGAAACCAGAAUACCUUCAGCCGGAGAAGUGUGUCCCACCUCCCUACCCUGGUCCUGCGGGAACCAUGUGGUUUAUCCGUGACGGCUGUGGCAUCGCCUGUGCCAUUGUGACCUGGUUUCUGGUCCUCUAUGCGGAGUUUGUGGUCCUCUUUGUCAUGCUGAUUCCAUCUCGAGACUACGUGUACAGCGUCAUCAGAACUGUGUUCAACCUGCUGGCCUUCUUGGCCUUGGCGUCCCACUGCCGGGCCAUGCUGACGGACCCCGGGGCAGUACCCAAAGGAAAUGCCACUAAAGAGUUCAUUGAGAGUUUGCAGUUGAAGCCUGGGCAGGUGGUGUACAAGUGUCCCAAAUGCUGCAGCAUCAAGCCUGACCGAGCCCACCACUGCAGUGUUUGUAAGCGGUGCAUUCGCAAGAUGGACCACCAUUGUCCCUGGGUCAAUAACUGUGUCGGCGAGAACAACCAGAAGUACUUCGUCCUGUUUACAAUGUACAUAGCCCUCAUUUCCUUGCACGCCCUCAUCAUGGUGGGAUUCCACUUCCUGCAUUGCUUUGAAGAAGAUUGGACAAAUCUCCUACAAGCCUACGGACUGAGCAAGGAAGGCACAGCACAGAUCCGAGUCGCUCUUCAUGCAAAAAGGCAGCCCUUUACAAAAGUCAGUUUGACAGGUAAAGUUGUGAGUUGAACAGGACCCCAAGACUGAACUUGCCAAAGGAGAAUGCAGACCCCAGGAAGGCACAGAGGUCAGGUCCAAUGAAGGAGAGUUGUGCUGGGAAAGAGCUUUGUUUCUCUGUCCUUAAACGAGGCACACCGUCCGCCCCACACGCUGUCGAUGGAGCCUUGCACAUGUUAGGCAAAUGCUCAACCACUGUACCACACUCCCUGAACCCUAAAAGAAGCAUUUGGAUUAAGAGUCAUUUUAUCCCAACUUGCAAAGAUCCAUUUUUAACUUUCUGCCUAGCACAUGGGGGUGUUUUAAUUUGUUUCUUGUGUAGUGGUUUUUAUUUCCAAAUUUCAUACAUUGAUAAUCAUGAGUUUAGGUCAUAGACAAAUUCUUCCUGCUUUAGAAGUAUUACAUUUAAAUGUGCAGAUCGUCCGACCAGAAGAUUGCACAAAUCCUAAAGGAAAAAAGUAGACACUGGCCAGGUGCUGCGACUCAGGCCUAUAAUCCCAGCUACUUGGGAGGCAUAGGUAGGAGGAUCAUGGUCUGAG